CGGUACGGUAGGGGGCGCUGUGCAGCUGUAAAUCACAAUCCGCCAAAACAAACACAAAACAGUAGGAGAGGAAACAACCUGGAAGUGCUUUACAAACGUAAACUUCUACAGCCUGCAUGAGCACGACCCGAGGAAGACUGUGGUUGCACCUUCGUCUCACGUGAACCAAUUGUUUAAACACUGGUUUAGAAACGGACUGUUGUUGACGUUGUCGUGUUUUAUGUGACUCCUCCGUACGUUGUUGUUGUUGUUUUUAAACGAGGUCGUGUGUUAGCAUUAGCACCAUAAACACCUUGGGCAAUGUCACCAGCAGCAGAAGCCCCGGCAGCAGGGGCAGAUACCGCCGUGUCCAAACCCAGCCAGCUGUUCAAGAGCUGCUGGAGCUGCCGGGUCCUCUCCGGGGGGGCUCUGGUCCUGUCCGCAGCCUAUGUGUUCAACGCAGCCCGGAGGGUGAUGCUUAAAGGGGGACCUACCUCCAUGGGGACGGUGGCUCAGAUUACAUUCGCUGCUAGUCUGGCUGCAUGGGGGGUUGUUGUGAUCAUUGAUCCGGUAGGAAAAGCGAAACAGAAGACGCAUAGGGUUUCUGGAAACUCGUGAAUGAACAUUUAAAUGCAAAAUACAUGGACUGGAAGCUGUCGGGCUUGUUAAUGGACAAUAGGACACCGAGCCUGGGAAGCUGGAAAAGGAUGUUUGCACUAUUUGUGGAGUAACACAGACAUCAGAUCAGAUCUGUGUUGGCAUUGUGUGGAUGAACCAAGCAUUCACAAUUUUGGAAGCUUUUGAUGGGUUGAAUUAAAAGUGAAAGAGAUUAUAUAAUGUA
Molecule: messenger RNA, 820 nt
Organism: Morone saxatilis (striped sea-bass)
Lineage: Eukaryota; Metazoa; Chordata; Actinopteri; Moronidae
Gene: dmac1
Product: distal membrane arm assembly complex 1
Exons: 2
Coding region: 301-597 (98 amino acids)
Source: RefSeq, a predicted model, not a curated record